Molecule: messenger RNA, 3104 nt
Organism: Marmota monax (woodchuck)
Lineage: Eukaryota; Metazoa; Chordata; Mammalia; Rodentia; Sciuridae
Product: serine/threonine-protein kinase TNNI3K
Exons: 17
Coding region: 119-1930 (603 amino acids)
Biological process (GO): protein phosphorylation; protein localization to ciliary inversin compartment
Cellular component (GO): ciliary inversin compartment
Molecular function (GO): ATP binding; protein kinase activity; protein binding
Source: RefSeq, a predicted model, not a curated record
GCUUGCUUAUUUUUAGCCAGACUAUCAAAGUAUUUUUCAACUGGACUGUCACUGCACUUGAACUUGGAAUCCUGUGACCUGAAGAACUGCAUUGGAGAAAAGGAAAAACUUCUGACAAAUGGGGAAUUAUAAAUCUAGACCAACCCAAACUUGUACUGACGAAUGGAAGAAGAAAGUCAGUGAAUCUUAUGUUAUUAUAAUAGGAAGAUUAAAAGAUGACCUGCAGAUCAAGGAAAAAGAAUUUACAGAACUAAGGAAUAUAUUUGGCUCUGAUGAAGCCUUCAAUAAAGUCAAUUUAAAUUACCGCACUGAAAAUGGCCUGUCACUACUAUAUUUAUGCUGCAUUUGUGGGAGCAACAAGUCACAUAUUCAAACCCUUAUGUUAAAAGGGCUCCGCCCAUCUCGACUGACAAGAAAUGGAUUUACAGCAUUGCAUUUGGCAGUUUACAAGGACAGUGCAGAAUUGAUCACAUCCCUAAUUCACAGUGGAGCUGAUAUACAGCAAGCUGAAUACGGUGGCCUUACUGCUCUCCACAUUGCUGUGAUAGCUGGUCACCUAGAGGCUGCUGAUGUGUUAUUGCAACAUGGUGCUAAUGUCAAUGUUCAAGAUGCAGUUUUUUUUACUCCAUUGCACAUUGCAGCAUACUACAGGCAUGAACAGGUAACCCGCCUCCUUUUGAAAUUUGGUGCUGAUGUAAAUGUAAGUGGUGAAGUUGGAGAUAGACCUCUCCACCUAGCAUCUGCAAAGGGAUUCUUUAAUAUUGCAAAACUUCUGAUGGAAGAUGGAAGCAAAGCAGAUGUGAAUGCUCAGGAUAAUGAAGACCACGUCCCACUCCAUUUCUGUUCUCGAUUCGGACACCACGAUAUAGUGAAGUACCUGCUCCAAAGUGAUUUGGAAGUUCAGCCUCAUGUUGUUAAUAUCUAUGGAGACACCCCUUUGCACCUGGCAUGCUACAAUGGCAAAUUUGAAGUUGUUAAGGAAAUCAUUCAAAUAAUGGGAACAGAAAGACUGACUAAGGAAAACAUCUUCAGUGAAACAGCUUUUCACAGUGCUUGUACCUAUGGAAAGAGCAUUGAUCUGGUUAAAUUUCUUCUUGAUCAGAAUGUUGUAAAUAUCAAUCACCAAGGAAGAGAUGGCCAUACAGGAUUACACUCUGCUUGCUACCAUGGUCACAUUCGCCUGGUUCAGUUCUUACUGGAUAAUGGAGCUGAUAUGAAUCUAGUAGCUUGUGAUCCCAGCAGGUCUAGUGGUGAAAAAGAUGAGCAGACAUGUUUGAUGUGGGCUUAUGAAAAGGGCCAUGAUGCCAUUGUCACACUCCUGAAGCAUUAUAAGAGACCCCAGGAUGAACUGCCCUGCAAUAAAUAUUCUCAGCCUGGAGGAGAUGGCUCCUAUGUGUCUGUUCCAUCCCUAUUGGGGAAGAUUAAAAGCAUGACAAAAGAGAAAGCUGAUGUUCUCCUCCUAAGGGCUGGAUUGCCUUCACAUUUCCAUCUUCAACUCUCAGAAAUUGAGUUCCAUGAGAUUAUUGGCUCAGGAUCUUUUGGGAAAGUAUAUAAAGGACGAUGCAGAAAUAAAAUAGUGGCUAUAAAACAUUAUCGGGCCAACACUUACUGCUCCAAAUCAGAUGUGGAUAUGUUUUGCAGAGAGGUGUCUAUUCUCUGCCAGCUCAAUCAUCCCUGUGUAAUUCACUUUGUGGGUGCUUGCUUGAAUGAUCCCAGCCAAUUUGCCAUCGUCACUCAGUACAUAUCAGGAGGUUCUCUGUUUUCCCUCCUUCAUGAGCAAAAGAGGAUUCUUGAUUUGCAGUCUAAAUUAAUUAUUGCAGUAGAUGUUGCCAAAGGUAUGGAAUACCUUCACAACCUGACACAGCCAAUUAUACACCGUGACUUGAACAGGUAUUUUUUUUUUCCUAAUAAUGAACUUAGAAUUGUCUGACUGACUAGUAGCCUAAGAUAGAUUCAAUAAAGAUACAUUUUAGAUUUACUGCAGAUGAGUAUUUUCUCCCUACUCUGUGAACAAGGAAUUGGGCUAUCAUAAGCCUAGGCAAUAGAAAGUUUUGUCUUUUACCAAAAUAGAAGGCUAUAUAAAAGUGCUUCUCAGGCAUCUUCCAAAUCUAGAAAGAAUUUCCAGAAAGAGUGCUGCUUGUGAGAUGUGCCAACAAACUAUAAUCAUGUGCCUCAUGACAGUGUAUUCAUGAGAGUGGAGCCAAGGUCCCAUAAAAUUAUAAUGGAGCUGAAAAAUUAUUAUAACUCAGUGACAUUGCAGCCAUGGUAAAGUGGUGCACCAUGUUACUCAGGUUUGUGGCAGUACUGAUGUGAAAAACCUAUAAUAUUGCAAGUAUAAAAAAGCAUAGCACAAGUAUAGCACAAUUAUCAUUUUGAUAAUGAUAAUUUAGCAACUACAUUCCUGGUUUAAAUAUUGGUAUUAUACUUUUUAUUAUAAUUUUAAACUACCACUUUGACUUAUUAAAAAAAUUACUGUAAAACAAUAUGGCAUGUUAUGCUGGAGCAGACCUCAUAUAUCUCAUGUUUACUGCAUCUCAUGCAUCAAGAGACCAUAUUUAGUGAUUGACUUAUAUCAUCUAGGUUCAUAUAAGUACACUCUGUGAUGUUUGCCCAAUGACAAAAUCACCCCUAAAAAUCCAUUUCUCAGAACAUAUCCUCAUUCUUAAGCAAACACAUGAUUGUACUUUCCAGGUAAGGAAGAUCAGAUCAAGAAUUAAGCUCAUUGACUCCUAAAGACUGUCUCAUACAAAGUCACUUGUUAGAGGAGGACCCUAUUUGAAGUAAUACUUUGUGCUACUAUUUUGGUAUUUUGGAAUUAGUGAAUUCAGCCAAACUAGAGCAGGUUGUUUACCUAGUUUUCAUGUGAAGAGGCUUUCAUGAGAAAUAGAGACUUGAAACAAAGGUAGAAUCAAAGUGCCCCCAUGGUGGAAACUCAGGGGAUUUCAAAAAGUUUUCUUGGGCUGGGGAUGUGGCUCAAGCUGUAGCGCGCUCACCUGGCAUGUGUGCGGCUCAGGUUCGAUCCCCAGCACCACAUACAAAACAAAGAUGCUGUGUCUGCCGAAAAAUUAAAAAAUAAAUAUUAAAUAUUCUCUCUCUCUCUCUCU